Molecule: messenger RNA, 1383 nt
Organism: Pangasianodon hypophthalmus (striped catfish)
Lineage: Eukaryota; Metazoa; Chordata; Actinopteri; Siluriformes; Pangasiidae
Gene: ranbp1
Product: RAN binding protein 1
Exons: 6
Coding region: 172-813 (213 amino acids)
Biological process (GO): nucleocytoplasmic transport; positive regulation of mitotic centrosome separation
Cellular component (GO): centrosome; cytoplasm; nuclear pore
Molecular function (GO): GTPase activator activity
Source: RefSeq, a predicted model, not a curated record
GAGAUGACGUCACCGACCCGGUGCUCCGGUGGUUAGUCGCGCGCGAAGCGGGAAAGCAGUGGGAGGGGGUGAGCUGUUCUCUAACCGGAAGAAAGUGUGUGAGAAAGAAAAAGCGCCGAAAAUCAACCCAGAAACUCCUCCUGAAUCAAUCCUGAGCCAUCCGCAGGAAUCAUGGCCGAUCCCAAGGACACACAAGACGAGCACGAGACCUCCACGGAUAACGUAGACGAUGCGAACCACGACCCGCACUUCGAGCCCAUCGUGUCGCUGCCCGAGCGCGAGGUCAAAACUCUGGAGGAGGACGAGGAGGAGCUCUUCAAAAUGAGGGCGAAGCUGUACCGCUUUGCGAGUGAGAACGACCCGCCGGAGUGGAAGGAGCGCGGUACGGGGGACGUAAAGCUGCUGCGCCACAAAGAGAAAGGCUCCAUCCGCCUGCUGAUGAGGAGAGACCGCACGCUCAAAAUCUGCGCCAACCACCACAUCAUGCCGCUGAUGGAGCUGAAGCCGAACGCGGGCAGUGACAGGGCCUGGGUGUGGAACACACACGCUGACUUUGCAGAUGAAGAACCAAAACCAGAGCUACUGGCCAUCCGCUUCCUCAACGCAGAGAAUGCACAGAAGUUCAAGGUGAAGUUUGAUGAAUGCAAAGAGGAAGUCCGAAAAUCACUCGAAGAAGGUGGAAACAAAGCCAACAACGUGGCGGAGAAACUGGAGGAGCUGUCAAUCAAGGACAAGAAGACGAAGGAGGAGAAGAAAGAGGAAAUGAAGGAGAAAACGGAGGAGGAGAAGAAGAAGGAGGACGAGGAGAAAUGAGCGUCGUUUUUCUUCUUCUCCGCCCCCCUCCCUCGCAGCACUUCUUCUCUUUUCUACAACAGACUCUGAACACGACAUUCGGACACUUUAGUCUCUUUAUUUUGGGUUCAAAGCUCUUUGUUUUUGUUUAUUUUUUUUUUAAUUUGUCCAUCAGAGACCUCGGCGUCAUUCUUAAUCCAUUCCUCUCUCUCACACACACUCAGACACACACUCACACACUCAGACAUACACACACACACACACACACACACACCUACACACACUCAGACACCUACACACUCUCUCUUGCACUCGUCUGCUUGUGUACGGAUCACCUGAUCGCCCUGACAGGGGGCGGGGCUCGGCUCUGUCCCGCGUCAGCUCGUGUGUGUUUGUUUUUUUCCUGUACUGGAUGCAGAGCGAGCAGGAAGUGAGUUCGUUCGACAGAAUGCUGGGGUUCCGAGGGAGAACCCGGGAGGCGAGGGUUCCUGCCUGAGUGGAGGAUCUGGAGAGAUCAGUGAAGUACCCCGAGGCCUGGCGCUGCUCUGUCUGAUUAUAAAAAAUGGAGGAAAUAAAGAAAAAUUCACUCUA